This is a messenger RNA of Micromonas pusilla CCMP1545, 1662 nucleotides long. Its product is annotated as myb DNA binding domain-containing protein. The record is from RefSeq and is a predicted model, not a curated record. The transcript has a single exon. The coding region runs from base 1 to 1662 and encodes 553 amino acids. NCBI's taxonomy places the organism in Eukaryota, Viridiplantae, Chlorophyta, Mamiellophyceae, Mamiellales, Mamiellaceae.
AUGACGCCAAAGAUCUCCUUUGAAGAGUUAUUAGUGCGCAAUGAAUUGGACCAGAAGCCGGUGGUGUCAGUCGAAGGCGAUCAACUGUAUCUCAUCGAGGGCAGAGGCGAGUACGCCGGAGGCACGCGCUUGGAGACGCCGGAGAAGAUCGAUGCUGUUCGGGAGCGGUGCGAUGACGACAAUGUGAACGCGGUGACGACGUCCGCGGUGACGACGCCCCCCUCUGCGACGACGUCCGCUGAGACGAAUGCCGACGCGCCCGUCCAGAAAGCAAUGAACAAGGGGUCGUGGAGCGAGGAGGAGAAACAGAGGGCUGUCGCCGCGGCUAACGAGUUCAAGUCCAAGUCCAAGUACGGCGCCUAUACGUUCAUCGCGGAGCAUGUCGGCACUCGAAACGCGGAACAGGUUCGUGCGUGGCUUAAUACGCAUGGGAAGAAACUCCAAGACAUCCCUCAGUAUCUCAAGCAGACUCGAGCCUAUGAGAAAUUAAACAUUGAUGUUGAUUCCUCGGAUGAGAGGCGCAAAGUGCACGCCGGGCGACAAAACCUAAAACGUCGCGCGGUGGGCGCGGAUGGGAAGACCGGCAACGAACGCCGUGCCGAAGCGAGACGCACGGUGGUGGGCGCGGAUGGGAAGACCGAGAACGAACGCGCUAACGAAGCGAGACGCGCGGUGGGCGCGGAUGGGAAGACCGGCAACGAACGCCGUGUCGAAGCGAGACGCACGGUGGUGGGCGCGGAUGGGAAGACCGAGAACGAACGCGGUAACGAAGCGAGACGCGCGGUGGGCGGCGCGGUGGGCGCGGAUGGGAAGACCGGCUACGAGCGCCAUAACGAAGCGAGACGCGCGAAGCACGCCGAAGAGGUGACGAUCACGACCAAGGAGGGCGAGACCUUGGACAAAGUGACGAUCGCUCGCGGCGGCGAGAUCGAGCCGAAGCGCUCCGACGCCGACAUCUCAUUCGCCGCGGAGGCGUGGGUCAAGGCAGCGCUCGCGGGGAUGGAGGAGAUGUCCAAGGUGGGGAAGGUCGCCUCGGUCGGUAUUCAAGCCACGGCGCUUCAUCGAGCGUCGGACGAGGGGUGUAAUCUUCUGCAUCGGGAAAACGUUCGAGAGCUUCUCGCCGAGCGCGGUCUUCUCCCCAGUGGCGUCCACCUCGCGACGUUUGACUUCAACUUUCGCGCUCGCGGCGAGACGUGCCUGAGACUGGAAAAAGCGGUACAGCAGCGGUUCAUCGUCAUGCGCGACGCGGGCGAAGUGCACCUUCUGUUCAACUACGCGGGCAGGGGCACGCUGAGGUGCAACAUCACCGGCAUCAACCAGACGGUCACCGUGUCCUUCGCGUGCGACAAGAGAUGCGGAUCGAUCACGAAGGAGGACAUCGAGCGGGUGCUCGCCUCGUUCGACGCCGUGCUCGGGUCAGAGGAGAACGCGCAUUUGGGAUUACGCGCGAAGGUCGCGGUGAACGCCGAGCACGAUGGGGCGGAAGGGGUCGUGGCGAUGCUCGAGACGAUCCUUCGGGACAAGAACGUGCCAAUGGCGUUGGUGAUUGAGUUCUUCUACAUCCACUACAACAAAGACUUGAGGUACAAGACGGUCGGUCUGCGUCAACAGAUGGCUUUGCGGGUGAUUGAAAAGCGAGGGUGGGGGACGGUCAAAGGGUGA